Molecule: messenger RNA, 904 nt
Organism: Paramecium tetraurelia
Lineage: Eukaryota; Ciliophora; Oligohymenophorea; Peniculida; Parameciidae
Exons: 3
Source: RefSeq, a predicted model, not a curated record
AUGAAUUCAAGUACAAUUUUCCUUUAAGAAAAAAUAUAACACAAUGAUCUUACAGUUAAUCUGUAUAUAUUACGACUUCCCACAUAGCUUUAAGAACAUUAAUAAUUGAUAGAAACGGUAAAGAGAAAUAGCAUCAAAGUUAUUUUUUAUUUUGGAACAUCAUCCUUAGUCCUCAAAAAUUAAAGUGGAAUUAAAAUAUAAUAAGUGAUUCAAGACGAAAAAGCAUUAUAGAGCAUGCAAGUUGAGUUAAUUAAUAAUAAGUCAAAUAUUGGAUUAAUGUGCACUGAAACAUGUGAAACGAGUUUAUAGAUGUAUUUCCAUUAUAUGGUUAAGAUAGAAAAAAAGAAUUUGAGUUAUUUUGAGAAUCAUGCUUAAUGGCAUGUUUGUCCAAUUGACUAAUUGAGGUAAUUGUACGAGGAAAUUCACAAAUCAUAAAAUAUCAACAUAUUUGAUUAUAAUCUACUAAAAACCAAUUCAAAUAUAGGUUCAAAACUAUCAAACGAUUUCGUUUAGAGUGAGAUCAUUACAAAAGAAUUACCAAGAGAUGAAUAGUGCAGAUGUGAAUCUUAUAUAAACAAUUCCUAAGUAGCAAGUCAAAAGUUCAGCAAAAUUUUACCAGAAGAGGAUUAAGUAAUAUCAGAACUUUAUCCUAUGAAAACGCCUUCUUUAUCAUGUUCCAAAAUGGCAGUCAAUCCAGAUCCAAAUCCAGUUGAGAAAGUGGUUCAGCCUCAGCAUCUACUUAAGUUUGAUGACUAAUACUAAUUGCCUAACAGCAUUACAUUUAUUCAUUUUAUACCUCAAGAUGGAUUUAGAUGUCUGGAGUGAAUAAUUCAUCCCUCAAGUUUAUUAUUUAAAUAAAAUUAAUAUUCAUAUUUGUCUUAAUAAAAUUAAUAUCAAUAUAUCA